CACUGCUGCAGAGGGACACAGAAACACACGCCGAAGGACUGUCACACACCAACCUCUGCGGGAUAUUCCUUCACUUGCACUCCGUAAUAUUCUUCACGAGCAGCGACUUCAUAUGGUGUUUUUUUCCUCUCUUUACCAACACUGGAUUUAUUUAGGAGUAUUUAGACAUUGAAGAGCCCGAUAGAGGAUGACAUUUGGGCAAUUUAUUGUUCUUUAGAGACAGCUUUGGGUCUGACACGGAGGACGCGCACUGCUGCGUAUAUGCCCUUCCGGAUUACCGCACUCUCUUCUGUUUAAUUUAUCAUCAUGAAAGGUGCUGGUGAUUGAUUUUUUUACCCUGCGUCCACUCGUUAUAUGCCAACGUUCCUCUCCGAGCCCCGAUCCAGAUGAGAGAUCCCCCCGGUGGAUCUGAACCGCUUUUACGCAGACAGUCCCCGGAGCUCAGCAGGGAUCAUCACCGGACAGGAGCGUGCGUUUUACCUGCUUCUUGUCCUCCUACGGAUCCCUUUCGUCAAGCUAAAAGGCUUCCCAUCCGGAUCGUAAAGAUGUUGACGGCGCACAGCGGCCACUUGCUGCACCCGGAGUAUCUCCAGCCACUCACAUCCGCACCAGUCAGUAUUGAAUUGGAUGCCAAGAAGAGUCCUUUGGCUCUGCUGGCCCAGACCUGCUCUCAAAUUGGCAAACCAGACCCCCCCUCCUCUUCCAAGCUGGCCUCCCUUUCCUCAGGCAGUCUGGGAGACAAGGAAUCCUCGAGUAGAUCUUCAAAGUCUGGAGAUCAUCACCAGGAUGACAAGUCCAGCUUCAAGCCUUACGCCAAGUCAUCCGGCGACUGUCGGAAAGACGCCCUGACAAAGGGGUCUUCGGAUAAAGCCGCUUUUAGGGUGCCGAGUGGCAGCUCCAGCAGUGGCGCUGCUUCAUGUUCGUCUUUUCCUCCCCAUUCCCGGUCCCCCAGCUCCAGCCCUCCUCCCCUGCACAAACAGAGCCAUUCCCCGUCCACACAGUCACACUCCCAGGCCCCGCACACGGACAACAAAUCGGGGAGCUCAGAGCAGACAAACUCGGACAGUAAUGGCAGCAAAAAAGACUCAGAUGCAGCUAAGUCGGGGAUGGAUGGGGCACAGUUAGCCAACUCCAGCCACGUACGGGCCAGCGCCAACUCCAGCAACGCCAGCUCUGCCAGCAGCCCGCGGCCGGAGAGCAAGGCGGACCCCCAGGCCUCCUCGCAGUCGGGCCUGAGCUCCGGCCACAUCGCCCCCGUCUCCCCUUUCAAACCCGGACAUUCUGUCUAUCCUUUGCCCCCUGCCUCCAUGGGCUACCACGGCUCCAUCGUGGGGGCCUACGCUGGCUACCCCUCCCAAUUUGUGCCUGGUAUGGAUCACACAAAGUCUGGUUUGGGGUUUCCGGGAAAGCACCCCAGCUCCAGCCCUCUCACUGGAGCGUCCCCUCCGUCCCUGAUGCAGGGUCUAUGUCGGGACCCGUACUGUCUGACUUACUCCAACGCGCCCCACCUCGGAGGAAGCAACUGCUCCCCCUGCGUCCACGACCCGUCCAGCCUUAAGGCCGGUUUCCCCCUGGUUUACCCCUCCCACCACCUCCACUCCCUGCACCCCAGCUCCUUGUCUGCCAGCACGGCCGCCUCCAUGUCCCAUCCCCUCUACACCUACGGCUUUAUGAUGCCCAACGAGCCCCAGCCUCAUGCCUGCAACUGGGUGUCCGUCGGGGGUCCAUGUGAUAAGAGAUUCUCCACGUCAGAGGAGCUCCUCGCCCACCUGCGCACCCACACCUCCCUGCACGGGAUGGUGGACAGUAAGCUGUUGUCGGGAUACCCUUCAUCGAUGUCGACGGCCUCUUGCCACCUCCACCUGCCCCAUCAGGGCAACCCGGGGUCCAUUCCCGGCUCCUUCUCCCUCAGAGGCUCCCCUGGUUUAAGCCUGGCUCGCUACCACCCGUACAGCAAAUCCCACAUGCCCGGAGCACCAGGACUUCCUAUGCCGUCCAUCCCCUCCUCGGCGUAUUACUCCCCCUACGCCCUCUACAGCCAGAGACUGGCCUCAGCCUCCGCCCUGGGAUACCAGUGAUAUCAGAAAUAGUGUUGACACCCACAGACUGCAGGCACCAGCUUGGAGAUGGAUGCCCGAGGUGUCAGCACCAGCACCUGCCAGGAACACCACCUGUUUUAGCCUCAGGAUUGUCCAUCCGAAGGCAAAAGGCCCUUUGACGGAUUGUCUGCAGAACUCAACAGACUUUCGUGAUUAACAUGGCGGGACACAGAGCUUGAAAAUGAUGGAAAAAUGGGAUUAUUACAAGAGUCUUGAUUUUGUUUUUUGUUUUUUCUAUAUCUUGUCUCCCAGAACUGAAAGUCUGUAUUUAUUUUUCACUCAAAGCGCUUGGUAUUCAACUCUAAGGGGGAAAUGUUGCUGUCCAAAUAAAUUGUUCUGACAUAUUCUAACUGAAAAAGAUUUAAGUAUAGUAUCCUUAUGCCUAUCAUACACUCUAAAAAUAAAAACCUUGCACCAUGAUGAAGAUGGACUGUGAAGCUUUAUUCUGGGGACUUCUUUUUAUCUCCUCUCCUCUCUGCUGUUGUUUUUUUUUCCUGCAUCUCAUUCAGACUCUGGAGAAUUGCAUGUCCGUGAGAAUUAUCUUGAACAAUGCCAUUAUUUUUAUUUGUAUAUAUGCAAAGAUGUAAUAUUUUUUCAAGCUUACUUGGGGUCACUGAUGCAAAUGGUACAAAAAUAAGACAAAAUGACAUAAAUAAAACAAUUAAUGAUGGCUGUGCUAUCAAAGCAACAGAAUAAAGGUCUUAUUUUGUUAAAUAAAUGA
Messenger RNA from Notothenia coriiceps (black rockcod), 2820 nucleotides. RefSeq names its product zinc finger protein 703 (gene znf703). The record is from RefSeq and is a predicted model, not a curated record. NCBI's taxonomy places the organism in Eukaryota, Metazoa, Chordata, Actinopteri, Perciformes, Nototheniidae. The transcript has 2 exons. The coding region runs from base 387 to 2078 and encodes 563 amino acids. Gene Ontology annotation, cellular component: nucleus. Gene Ontology annotation, biological process: negative regulation of DNA-templated transcription.